Molecule: messenger RNA, 7604 nt
Organism: Episyrphus balteatus (marmalade hoverfly)
Lineage: Eukaryota; Metazoa; Arthropoda; Insecta; Diptera; Syrphidae
Product: mucin-2-like
Exons: 13
Coding region: 307-6843 (2178 amino acids)
Source: RefSeq, a predicted model, not a curated record
AACCGCCUAUUAUUACCUUGGAUAUUGGUUACAGCACUGUUUGUUUGUUUGUUGAUUUUUUUUUUUGUUAUUUUACAUUGGAAUAUAUAAAAUCGAUUUGUAAAUAAUGCAGCAUUCGCGUGGAUAAAACUCUCUGCUUACUUUGGGAUAUUUAUUUUUUUUCGCUCGAAAUAUUGGAUUUCCAUCAAAAGUGUGAAAGCCCCAACAAUCGGAGCCGCCACCGAGCGCACACCACCAUCACUUCGACAGCGCCUGCUGCCGUGUGUCUUGUCUAUAUAAUAAACAAAGUGCGGAUCAAGCAGAACGAUGAAAAGCCACGAUUGGAUAUUUUUAAUGUUUACAACGAUAAUUUGUUGUACGACAAUAAUAACGAUUGCACAGGCACAACAACGAGGCCGUGUGAAAUUUGGUAUGUCUAUCGAAAAAGAUGAUGGAGACAAAAACACCAAUCCCGAAAUAGUCAAUCUAUCAAGUCAAGUUCGAGGCUCUGCACAGCCCAGAGCAUCAAGUCGCUUUCGAGCUGCCAAUCCAUCUGCCAUACCAUCAACAAUAGAAGAAAUCAAAGACUCUCCUCGACCUGCGGCGGCACAACGAGGAAGUCGAGGUCGUGCAAAUGAUCGUUCUUCUCGAAAACUUACCGCUGAAGCAACGGAAGCUAUUCCAUUAGUUCGUUCUAGGAAACGUAUAAGUCCCGUUGCUAUCCCAUCAAUAAGCGUUGAUCAACCAAUUAAAGUUGAACUUCCAACAUCAAGUGUUGACCGAACAAAUGUAAUUAGAAGAAGUAAAACUAGAUCAGAACCAUUACCAUCAUCAACAAGUGCACCAGUUAGUAUACGAAGAAGAUCAGAUACACCAUCAGAUGGACCAACUGAAAGCAUUCGAAAAGUUAGAACCUUCACAUCACGAAGUGUGACAAAGCAAGCUGAUGAUAUAAUUUCAUCUGAAAAGCCAUUGACUGCUGCAACAACAGGUAGUAGCAAUUGGAGAAAUGCUGGAAGCAAAAGAGGAUCGGCAAAAGUUAAAUCAGGUGAAAGAAAAUCCAAAGCUUUGGAAGAAGAUCAACUAGAAGAUGAAAACUAUCCAGAACAUUUUAAACUAUUAUUAAAAAAGCAGCAACCAAGUCAGGAUUUGUUACCAAAAAACUAUCCCAAACUUCCAAUAAAAGAAGAUCAAACUCACUCGAAGAUUAAUGAAGUUUAUGAAGCUCCAAAAUCACAGCCAAGACCACGUCGCUUAGAACAAAUAAGUCAUGAGACUAGCGAUGAAAUUCUUCAAGUUUCUCGAGCAAUUCCAAAAGUUCGACGAGUUGAGUUGAAACGAGAAGAUACAGCUAGAGCUGCUUUGAAAUCUAGAAGAAUUGAACCUCGUCAAGAAGAAGUUAAAAGUGAAUUAAAAAUUGAAGAACCACAGAAAUCAAGACGCACUGAUGCAGAGAAAUUGCGAGCUCAAGUCAAAAUUAAUAAAACAGGAAUUAAGUCAAGAAAGAAGGAACCUUUAAAUGAGGUACAACGUGAAGAUAUUCCAAAAGUGCCAUACAAAUCAAAUAGAAGAACUGAAUCUUCAACCGAAGACAAUGAACCAGAAGUUAAACCGAAUGAAAUUGAAGAAUCAACAAAAGGAUCAAAAUCUUUGUUUUUACCUCGAAGAGCUGAACCAUAUCGUCCGAAACCGAAAACAACAACACAACGUCCAUCAACAACUUCAAAACCUAUCAAAAAGCCUGAUAUUCUUGAAACAAGGCCAAAAUUUAAAAACCGAUUUAACAGUCGAUUGCAAUUUCCUUCAUUGAGAACGAAAACUCCAUCAAUUUCAGAUGAAAUUUUGAAAUUAGAUAAUGAAGUUGUUCAUACAAGUCCAGCACCCCCGCAGCCAGUUAGACCGCUGCAGAUAACAAAGUCGAGGAAUUUAGCAGGUGAAAGGCCGGUUGUAGAUGCAAGACCGAAGCCAAAACAACAAAAAUUCAGUUCUCGUUAUCGAGGUGAUGCUUUUAGUCGUUAUCAACAAAAAACUGAACCAUCAAAACCUAUUUAUACACCGACUAUUCCAGCUUUAACUACUGAGCCUGUACCACAAGUACGCCAGCUUGAAGCAGUUUACCCAAACAAUGUAGAAAACACGGAUCUGAACAAAUCUGGUAGUGAUUUUGACGGUAUAGUAUUUGAUGGUACAGCUGAUGCAUGGAAUAUGGUUGAACCUGUUGCUGGUGGUUUGACACGUAGUGAAAUAAGUGUUGAAGAUCAACAAUUAUUACCACAAUCUUCAGUAACAGUUUCAAUAUUUGAAGCUUUAGCUGAUAUUUUAUCAAAAACCCCUACAACAACAACUUCAACUACAACCACAACUACAACAACAACAUCAACAACUGAACUUCCAGAUAUAAUUCAGGUACCGGAGCAAAAUAAAAUUGACUCCAUUACAUCAUCAACCACUGUAAAUACACAUGAUGAUGUUGAAAAUCCAACAACAACAACUACUAAUGAAAUAUUAAUUACGAAUAAUGAUCGCGAUGGGCGUUUACUAAAUAGUGUGGAAAUUAAUUCAUCCACAACAAUUCCAAUUUCCACUUUACCUUUUGAUCCUAAAGAUUCCUCUGAAACAAUAACAGUCCCUCAAUCAGACACAUCAGACACAACAUUGCUUUUUAAAUCCCAAACAGAACAAACAACAACUACCCCUGAAUUAACUACACUUCCCACUGAACCUACCCUUACUAAUUUAAACCUUACUAACAUUAGUACUAGAUUAUUGGAAUUAACAACGCUAGAAAGUAAUCCGCCAACAAGUCUACCAAUGCCAUUUUUGGCAGAUGCACUAACAACUCCCGGUAGUAGUUUAAUAACACAACCGCAACUAAUUGCAGCUAUAAGUAACUUUUUGGAUACUUCCGUACAAAAUGCUUCUGAUACAAUGGCAACAACUACUACAGAAAAUACCACAAAUACAACAGCAACACUGGAUACAAAUAGUACUCCUACAGAUGCUUCUACUACACUUUCUCCUCCCAUAACUACUACUUUUAGUGUUCCCACUUCUACGGGAUCGCCACCGGUCACAAUAUCAUUCCUUGAUCUUUUUACCAUUCAAGCUAAAAAGGUUAAUCAAAAUACAGAAGCUGCUGUUGAUAUCCAUCCGAUUUAUAAGGGACCAGAGGCAACAACAAUGCCUGUAAGUGUGGAAAAGAAACAGACAACUGGUCGUCCAGUUAACAUAAACGCGUUUUUCGGUACUCAAACAUACCCUUCGAUUUCUGUUUCUGGAAGUACUUCUACUGAUCGAACUAUUGAUUAUUCUAGUACUUUUUCGGGAACUUCAGAAGUGACUGGUGGCGUGACCACAGAUACUGCCAUUCCAUUUACAUCAACUCUUGAACCAGAUACAUCUACUCUUGAAUACACUACUCCUUCACAAUCAUCAUCCAUUCGAACCCAGUCCUUACCAAUCCAUUUGAAUAGUAUCAUAGGUUCCACACAGAAAUACGAUCAAACAAGCCCAUUUAAAACAGUUCAAACUGAUAUCACAACAACAAUACGUUCCCGUUUUGGCAACAGACGUAUACCGAUUUUACCAGCUGGAACUGUACAAAGCACAACUAACAAGGUUUUGACAGAAAUCCAAACAAGUUCCACAAAAACACCGAUUUCAACAUCUACAACAACAACAACUGUCAUUCCAGUGUCAUCUGAGAAUAACCGACAACAACAACAACAACUGUCAAAAAAUAUCACUACAACAACAUCAUCAACAACAGAACAAAAACCUAUUCAAGAUUUCUCAGUUUAUGGUAUUUUACCCAAUAAUACAGUCGUUCGAAAACGCCCACCUCAAAACUCACGUCAACUUGAUAUUGGCAUUAUGGUGUAUGGAAUAUUACCAAAUCAAACUGUGGUACGGAAGUAUCCAAAUGGCACAUUGAUGAUUGUUGAUUCAUCUAAAGAUGUCGAAGUUAUCGAUAUCGAUCCGAAAAUGCUUUUCAAUCCAUUUAGUGAAUUAUAUCGUACCAGUCAAAGCAGCUUACUACUAACUACACACCGUAGUACAACUUCUACACAUCGAUUAAUUGAAAGUAAUCAUAUAUUAAGUUCGAGUUCAAGUUCAAGUACAGAGGUGGUGCCAAAUAAUAAUAUAAAUAAUUGUAAUAAUUCUUCCACUUAUGAUGGUAGUGGUCGAAGGGGAAAUAGUAUUAAAGAUACAACAGAAAGUGGUAACACUGAUUCAACUUUAACUACUAACACAGAUGACGAGAAUCUUAUACAAUGGCUAAGUGAUAAUGAGGAUAAUAUAUACAAUUCUACUAUUCUAGUUGAAUCUAAUACGGAAAAUGCAGUUCUAUUGGAUUUACUUAAAAGAAAAUACAUCAAAACCGAUCUACCAUCGAGAUCUUCGAAUGUGGUAAGUUUAACCACAGCAAGAAAUAUUAUCGAAGAGAAUUCAAUUCCUGCCAAUAAAGAAGAAGAUGUUUCGGAAAAUACACUAUUCGACUCAAGUGAAGAAAAAAAAAAAGAUUCCCGUGAGGAUCUCUUCCUGCCAAAUGUUGGUUCAGUGGUGCCAAAUCAACGUUUCAACAACAAUAACGAUGAUGAAAAUGUUAUUUCAAAACAAUUUGACACAUCUUAUGCCAAUGUUGGUAUUGGUAGCAUAUUUGCUGGAAAUAAAGUGCCAAAUCAAGUUGAUAGAAAAACUACACCAACAAUUUAUGUGGUUACACCAGCACCAAGGACGACAACAACUGAAAUACCAGAAACAACAACAACAACUCCAAGUACAACAACAACUACCAGUACAACUCCUAGUACAACAACUAGUACAACACCAAGUACUACUACAAGUACAACAACACCAUCUACAACAACUAGUACCACAACAACAACUACUACAACUACAACUCCUGCCCCAACGACAACUACUACCACAACGACAACAACAACAACUACUCCACCACCAGCUCCAGUAUAUGUGGAAUUAAUGACCGCAACUACUACACAACCAAGUCCAGUGUAUGUGGAAUUUACAACAACUCAAAGGCCUACAAUUGUUUUCAAAGCUCCAUCAACAACAUCUAGUACAAUUUCAAUUUCUCAAGGUUCUUCUCAGUCAAACAAUGAGUUAGUCAAUGCAAAUAGUGAAUUGGAGAAAAAUAUCAAGUUGUUGGAACAAUUGCUACAGUUGCAAGCUUCAUUGAAACCAAAAACAAGUAGUAGUUCUACAACAACAACGACUUCGUCAACAACACCAUCAACAACAACUACUACAAAAACUACAGAAACACCAAUCAAAGCAAUUGUUGCUUCAAGUGCUGAUGAUGAACAAUUUAUCAAUCAAUUACGCCAAUUAUUGUUAAGUCAACAACAAGCAACAAAACCAUCAACAACAACUUCUUCAACCACAACAACAACGACUACAACAACACCAAAGCCUACAACAACAACAACACCCAGACAACCAAUAACAAUAUCUCCACAAAAUCUACAAGACUUGUUGAACAGCUUUUCCACACCAUCUUUUACUACAACAACAGCCAGACCAAAUGCCAAUCCAGAUGACAUUCAAUUUCUUAAUUCACUGCGAGAAAUUGGCAAAAUUCCAGUAACAACAUCCGCCCCAACAACAUUUGCCAAUCGCAUCAUUGAGUUGGCUCUUAAAAACCGUCCAGCUACACCAACAUCACCAGUCUACAUUAGCACAACAGUGCCACCUUUUGUACGAUUACCCUCCUCUGUCAAAUUCCCCCAAGUAUUACCAUCAAAUGAAAUUGAACAACAUCGAAAAGAUGAAGCUGCUUUAUCAUCUGAUUUGCAACUUCUAUCGACUUUAUUGGGAAGACGUAUAACAAUAGCUGAUUUACCACAAAUUACACAACAAUUUGGUGGUGGAAAUCGAGGAAAUCCAGCUCCAGCUCCACCUAGAAGAACUACUACAACAACAACUACAACUCGUAGAACAACUCCAAGAACAACAACAACAACUACCGAAAAACCUAUGACUAAAGAUGAGAUAGCAGAAAUUCAGAAAAAUCUGUCUCUUCUUUCAUCACUUUUAGGUCGUCCGGUAUCACUUAGUGAAUUGCCACUGAUAAUGCAAGAACUUAGAGCUGGACGUAAGCCCAAAGGAACUGCUUCGUCUGGAGCAACAAUUAACUUUAUAACUCCAUCACCAUUUAAAACAACGACAACGGUUCGUGCAACUCCAAGACCAGUUGUGACUUCGCCAUCGCAAAAUCCAAUUAGUCAGGAAGAAGUUAUUGAACUUUUGAAGGAUCCAUCAUUGGGUUCUCCCGAUCAGUUGAAUAUUUAUGGACAGUCAAAUGACGCGAUUUUAGCGGCGGUUCUGAAACAGAGGGGUAUUGGGCCAGCUCAUAACAACCUUCCAGUAAAUGACCUCUUUGGUCAAGAACCUACCCAGCGGCCAUAUCGUCCACCACGACCAACUCAACCACCACCACCGCCACCACCUCAAAGACGGCCAGUGUUGGACGGUCUAGCAUGGUUGUGGCGAACUUGGCAGGAAACAGCAGCGCCAGGCAAUCGAGUAUCGAAAAACACACGACAACCAUCAGCGUCAGCAUCGACAAGACUCGAAAGUCCAAUUUUGGUUGGUGCAUUUGCUAAUGCUGAACCAGAACCACCAACAGCGAAUACCAACGAAGGUGGAGAAUAUGCUGAUUUACAAUAUCCACAAAAUCCAAGCUUCGGCCAGGGCAAUGGUUUACUAACAGCGGCCUUUGGUGUUACAAGAGCUGUAUCACAGUUUUUGGGAGCUGCAUUUCAGGGUGCAGCAAAAUCUGUUCAGUCAGCAUUUUCACCACAAGCUGUUCAACAGCCCAGUUUGAUAAGUCUCAGUGGUUAAAAAAUAUAGAAUUUUUUAUAUUAUUUACUUUUUGGAUGAAUUUUUUAACUUAAAAUAUUUUUAGGCAUUGUACAAAAUUUAUUUAUUGCAAAAAAACAUAAAAAUAAACAUAAAUUUAAGUUUGCUCAAAACGAAUGUUGACGGAAGCACAAAUUAAAAAAAAAGUGAUCCCUAGUCGUUAGGAACAAAAAAAUAUUAAAAAUAACUUUCUAUUAUAAGAUUUUAUAUUUAAAAACUAUUUAAAAUGAAAAUUUGGAGACUGUAUAGUUAAAAAUUAAACAUGAACAAAAUUAUUUAAAUUUAAAUUAAUAAGAUAAUUUAAUUAAGUAAACUCACAUGCAUAUCAUUUUAAAAACUAUGACAUUUUAGAAAUAAUUUUAGUUAUAGAAAAAAACAAAAGGCAUCCAGGUGAAAUGUUUAUUUAUAAAUAAAUAAAUUAUUUUUAAGUGUUUUAAGUUUAAGAUUUUAUCAUACUCAUGAAAUCGUCCAUUUAUAUACGUGGAAACUUGUGUAAUUAAUAUAAGGUAGGUCUAUAAGCAAUGACGGUGCAUAAAAACUCUAGUGUAAGAGGCGAUGAGAUUUUUUAUUGCGUGUAAGUUCUCUUUUAAUUUUAAUUUUUAAUAAUUCAAUGCGGUCGGGAAAACAAUAUUAAUUCAUUAAUAAUAUUUUUUCGUUAUGUGAUUGUUUUCUUUUUUGUAUGAAUUUAUUAUAAUAAAAAGCUUGUAAAUAUUUAAGAAUGAAAAUAGGGUAAUAAGUUUUGA